Molecule: messenger RNA, 844 nt
Organism: Lasiosphaeria miniovina
Lineage: Eukaryota; Fungi; Ascomycota; Sordariomycetes; Sordariales; Lasiosphaeriaceae
Exons: 2
Coding region: 267-761 (164 amino acids)
Source: RefSeq, a predicted model, not a curated record
GUACGAGAAAGGUUGGUAUAUUAUUUCCGUACAAGAAAGGUCCUCAGGAGGGACGGGUAUAUGGUAUCUGCGAGAAAGGAAAGAAAAAGACCGAAAGGCGGAUAUUACAAAGAAUUACAUGACAAAUGAAUCACUCCGCCGCCGCCAAAAUCCCACUCAUCCUCGUCAAAAUUCAACAGUUCUGUGACCGUCGACUCUCAUCACCGCGCCGGUGAAAUGAGCUGCCGCGACAGGACUUGUCGAAGCCGCCGCACCAGACAUAACUCAUGUCUCAAGGUGUAGACCCCUCAAAGCGCAGUCGGCACGCCAGCGGCAGCCACAGCGGGGGCAGCAGUGGGAGCGACCUCAACCUUGUCCUCGGCAGCCGGGGCGGUCGCCGCGGCGGGGGCCUCCUCCUCGGAGUCGGCGGCGUCCUUGCUGGCGUCCUUGGUCUCGACAGCGGCGGACUGCUCGGCGGCCUUCUCGCGCUUGCCGAGGUUGAGGCACCCGAGCAGGGAUGUGAGCGACUUGACGAGGGCCUUGAGACCGCCGCUUGCGGGCUUGGGCUUCUUCUCCUGGGCGUCCGCGUCGGCGGCCUUGGGCAGCUCCUCGUCCUUCUUCUCCGUCUCGGCCGUCUUGGGCUCCUCGACGACGACGGCCGGGAUCUCGGCCUGCUGCUGCUCGGGCUUGGCCUCGAGGGUCGGCUCGGCGACCUGCUGCUGUUGCUGUUGCUCAGACAUGGUGAAGGUUGUGGUGUUGGACGUGGGGAUUGUUGGGAAUGAUGGCGAAGUGGAGGAAGAAAAAUUGCAGGAUUGAAGAUCAGAUCAGGGAGCGUGGUGUCAAAAUGUCAAGAGGGAAAGAAGAA